UUGAUUGAUAAUAAAGCUUUUCAACAACAAAAUGGACUGAAUGUUAUCUUUGAACAUAUCCGUCUUUAUAUGUUUACGGUAAACGAUGUAAAUAACCGGUCAUGAUAUCACGAUUGCAGUUAAGCUUGGACUAGCUUGGACUAUACGUGGAUGCGUAAAGUUAGGAGUAGCUGGUUUACAUAUGUAAAAAUUUGUUACAUAUAGAAGGCACAUGAAGAGGACCUUUAUAUGUGAUGUUAUCAAAUACAAGCAAUUAGUGAGAUAACCCAGGAACGGAUAUAAAAAUGAAUCAUCUGUUCACGGGCAUUGCUUUGCUCAGUUUGACGAAUGUCGCCCGGACACAGGCAACCAGUUCACUUGACAGCACUACGUCGACCAUCACUACCCCUACUACGACGAGUUCAACCACAACUUUCACCAGCUCGACCACUACUGAUUUUACCUCUAGUGUAAACGAUGAAGUGACAACGUACACUGCUGAAAAAGAAUCGAAACCCACAUCGCGCGACAAAAAUGAGACAGAAUCGCAAUCGCCGACACAAACCGAUUCUACGACGACCUCGACAGCAUAUGUUGUUUCGACAUCCACCCCUUCCACGACGAGUUCAAGCGCAACCUCUACCAGCUCGACCACUAUUGAUUUCAACACGAGUGUAAAAGAUACAGUGACCACAACCACUGACGUAGUUGUGACAGACGCGCCAUCGUCGAUACAAACCGUAUCUACAACGACCUUGACAACCACCAGGCCAAUCUUGAUUGAUGUUGCAAACGCCCCGACGCAGCGUGAAUCACUACCUUCAUCCACUGCAAAUUCUGACACAGACAGUAAUAGUUACACUAGCACAUUAAAGAGCAUUACUUCCACAAUAUCGCCGACAAAAACGGCAAUUAUGAAUGUAACAGACAAUGGAAUGAAUAAUACGAAUUUGACCGCUUCUAGCCAAACAUAUGAAACCCAGACAAUUCAUACCACUUCACCUGGACUUGAUGAAAUCAAUGAAACGGAAGUUAAUGGUAAAACUUUGGACUAUGAUGUACAUGAAAAUGUCGUGCAAUCUGGGACAAAAUCGGUUACACAAUCAACGGAAAGUACGACUACAUCUACUAAUACUGACACAUUUUGGCCUUGGAAAACGACACGUAAAACUACUCACCGGUCUAAUGGGUCAACAACAUCAGAUUCCUCGUCGAUAACUUCGACCUCUGAUCAAACCACAACGACCACAAUGUCAUAUAAUGAAUACGAAAGCGGAACACCACCUGCAAGCAACGAUGCCGAAGACAAAACGUUUGGCGGUAAUGAUUCGCACUCUGGUAGUAAGAUGAAGGAUUCAGUCCAGAUGUCUGCAGGCCAUAUUGUUGUUUUGUCCAUCGGGAUCUUCCUGACCUUUGUUCUCAUGGUUGUGCUUGGAAAGAGACUAUUUGAUGGAUGGCAGAGACGCCAUUACAGCAAGUUGGACUACUUGAUUAACGGAAUGUAUAACUGACAUGUGUUUGAACCGCAGUGAAUGCAAAAUGUAAAGGCGUCCAAAAUGCUAAGUCAUAAUUAGAUUUCUUUCAUUCAUAGGCUCACACAUAUUUGCGUUGCAGAUUUGUCAAACAUUUUCUAUUGAAGGCAUAUUUAAGUCUUUCAAUCGUAAGAAAGCCACAUAAAUGCACCUUUUCUGAUAUAAACUUACCGUUCAUCUCCAUAUUUUAUUUAUAACAUAUGAAGACAUAUCACAACUAUUGCUUUUCUUUCCAUAUUUUGUAUACCAUCGAACACCUUUCGUGUUUGCAUGUUUAUAACUGCUACAAUAUUUAAUCAGUAUGGCAUACAAAUACUGACUAACCAAAAAUCAAUAUAAAAUUAUGUAACUUAAUUACGUUUAUAAUGAUGACCAAUUUAAACGACAUUUUAAUAAAAAAGUUACUUUUUAUGAAAAUCAUCACACAGCAAAUAUGUUAUGUGAAGUUUAAAUGUUUCAAACAUUUUAAUCCAUCUAUUUUACGACUUGUCGGAUAAAAUAACUGAAUAAGAUCAUUAAAAUUCGUAUAAAUCAUUCACGAUGUGACCUUUGUACCAGAUAUCCCAAUAUUUGUCGAAUUGGUCAAGCAGUUUUUAUAUGUUUUAGUUUUUACAGAAUCAAUUGUUCUUUUGUAAAAUAAGUUAACUGAUUACAUUUUUUUACACCAUGGACUUUGAUGAACUUUGAUUAACAAAUUCAUACAGUUAUAUAAUUCAUACGCAACAACCGAUUAUUAAAUUAGCCUAUUGUUAUUGUAACAGCUAUCUUAAGCUUGUGAAAAAAAUAUUUUUUUCGUAUUUUGGUACAUAACAUGCAUGAAGAAAAUGUUUAAAUAAU
This is a messenger RNA of Dreissena polymorpha, 2348 nucleotides long. RefSeq lists its product as uncharacterized. The coding region runs from base 285 to 1490 and encodes 401 amino acids. The record is from RefSeq and is a predicted model, not a curated record. The transcript has 4 exons. Lineage: Eukaryota; Metazoa; Mollusca; Bivalvia; Myida; Dreissenidae.